GCUAACCUUUAGCGUCUAUAUUAUUUUAAAAACUGUGUUGAUAUUUGUUUCAUAUAAAAAUAUUGUUUUUUCGAUAUUAGAAUGGCUGGAGUUGACGCUGUAGUGGAAGAAAAAAAGGACGGCUUCGAUUCAGUAGACCGUCAAAAGGUUUGCCCGUUUCUGCUGAGAGUUUUCGUUUCUUCAACGGGUUUUCAUCACAAAUUAACCGAAUACCAUAAAGGGAACACGCCGACAAAUGAAUUGCAGAUCUACACAUGGAAAGACGCCACACUCCAUGAGCUUACCCAGUUAGUGAAAGAAGUGAAUCCUGAAGCACGUCGAAAAGGUACAAAAUUCAGUUUUGCGCUGGUGUAUCCAGACCAGAGAGUCCCGACUUUCCGGUUAAGAGAAGUUGGGAACACUAUAACAGGAAUAAAGGGUCCAGAUGAUUUUAAAACUUUGGGGCACUUUAGGAUUACCAUCGGAGAUUACAUGGAUAUUGCAAUUACCCCUCCCGACACCUGGAAUUCGAAUAGGGGCAAAGGUUAUAAUAACAAUUACAAUAGCAGACAGAGGCCAUAUUAAAGCUCUUAAUUUAUUCUCUUAAUGUUUCGAGUACAUAUGGUUUAUUGUGAAUUAAACUUUUUUUAUCCAUAUAAUUCCAAAUUAAUUAUUUAUGAGUUCAAAUAGAUUGUAAGUUUAAUUAAAACAUUAUUUUUAACAAUAAAA
Messenger RNA from Cylas formicarius (sweet potato weevil), 708 nucleotides. It is a transcript of the gene Bin1, whose product is annotated as histone deacetylase complex subunit SAP18. Gene Ontology annotation, cellular component: nucleus. Lineage: Eukaryota; Metazoa; Arthropoda; Insecta; Coleoptera; Brentidae. Bases 82 to 564 code for a protein of 160 amino acids. The transcript has 2 exons. Gene Ontology annotation, biological process: negative regulation of DNA-templated transcription. The record is from RefSeq and is a predicted model, not a curated record. Gene Ontology annotation, molecular function: transcription corepressor activity; transcription factor binding.